AACAUGGUAUUUUACUCCUGUGUUCAGGCGGUGACUUUCACUUCAUAAUUCCUGGUAUGUUAUGAAGGACACAAAAGCAUAGAUAAGGACAGUGGUGUUAGUGCAGUAAUAUCACUUCAGUUUUUACGAGCUGUCUCCCAUCAGUCACGGAUCACAAACCCUCUUGCGUGUCAUAGCAAGAACUUCUGGCCCAGAGCCAGCUCGCCGUUAAGAGCCCAGUCUGCAACCUGUGAUUGGCCGGUGGAUCAGCGUUUUAUAUUGAAUACACGCGUUAAGUAAGGGCUCGAGCGUUUAAAAUCUGGUUAAAUAGGGAGGCACGUCUUUACGGGGAGGGUUGUGGGAGGCUGAAACGAGCCAAGUCAAGUCAUGCAGCCCAAGCCGGUGGCCUGGGAUCCUUGCGUGAAAGAGAUGGGUAGAUGGGUUCAGACCUGCGCUCUCCGUCUGGGCCCACGCUCGGCUGCUGUCGGCUCUGCCUCGUCUGCUGAAGGCUCACCAGGCACAGGCCGCGGCUCUGCCUGAGCACAUGGCCUGGCUGCCUUGCUUUGGCAGCACAUGUACUAAAAUUACACUUCCUGCUGCCUCCAGCCGCUGUUGUGAAACCCGUGCAGGCGGCUGGGGGCCUCUGGCCAUGUGGAGCUCCUGAGCUGGAGUGUGUGGCUCCCUGUUUAUUUACAGAGGGAACUGGGGGGGGGGUGUCCUGCUGCUCCCAGGAGAAACUGUAAACAGUGUUCAGGUCCUUACUUAAUGCAAACAGGCAGCAAUUUGAGGAGGAGGUAAUCUCUAAAUGUGGCUACUCCCUCCUGGUGUUUGUCCAGCCCGCCCACGGCUGCUGAGCGUCACCCUGCAAAACAAGCCCUUUAUGGAGGCUUAACUACAGUUAACCCGAGAAGACUCCAUCUUUAAACCCGCCUUGCAGUGGAACUGCUCCUCCUGAUCAGUCACGUUGGGAUCCAGUGGCGCCAACACCGUCCUGAUGCCUGAAACCCUGCUCUUUGUGUCCACACUCGAUGGGAAUCUGCACGCGGUCAGCAGGAGGUCGGGAGCUAUCAAGUGGACCCUGAAGGAAGAUCCUGUGCUUCAAGUUCCAACACAUGUGGCAGAGCCAGCGUUCCUGCCGGACCCCAACGACGGCAGCUUGUACUCUCUGGGGGGCAAGAACAGUGAGGGGCUGACGAAACUGCCUUUCACGAUCCCUGAAUUGGUGCAAGCUUCGCCCUGCCGCAGCUCGGAUGGGAUUCUCUACAUGGGUAAGAAGCAGGACCUGUGGUACGUAGUUGAUAUGCUGACUGGAGAGAAGCAGCAGACCCUGACCUCCUCCUUCGCCGAGACCCUCUGUCCCUCCUCCUCUCUGCUCUACCUGGGCCGCACAGAGUACACCAUCACCAUGUACGACACUAAGAGCCGCGAGCUGCGCUGGAACGCCACGUACUUUGACUAUGCCUCUACGCUGCCCGAUGAGGACACCAAGUACAAGAUGGCUCACUUCGUGUCCAACGGGGACGGGCUGGUGGUGACGGUGGACAGCGAGUCCGGGGACGUGCUCUGGAUGCAGAACUACAACUCGCCGGUGGUGGCCGUGUACAUCUGGCAGCGGGAGGGCCUGCGCAAGGUGCCGCACACCAACGUCGCCGUGGAGACGCUGCGCUACCUCACCUUCAUGUCCGGCGAAGUGGGGCGCAUCACCCAGUGGAAGUACCCCUUCCCCAAGGAGAACAAGCACAAGAACAAGCUGAUGGCGACGCUUUACGUGGGCAAGUAUUCCACCAGCCUGUAUGCCUCCCCUUCGCUGGUGCAUGAUGGAGUCACAGUGGUGCCGAGGGGGAGUACUUUCCCCCUGCUGGAGGGUCCUGACAGCCCAAACGCGAGGAUCGCAGAGGACAAGGAGUGCGUCAUCACCCCAAGCACGGAUGUGAAAUUCUCUGCUACCUCUCUGAAGGAGAAGAACAGGAUCAACUUCAUGAGAAACCAUUUGCUGCUGAUCGGUCACCAUGAGACCCCCCCCGCCGCCCACACCACCAUCCUGGAGAAGUUCCCGGACAGCCUCCCUCGUCACCCUGGCAACGUCAUUCCGCCUGGCACGGAGAAGAACUUCGAGGAGCAGGUGCGCGACGUGGACGUGGAAGAGCCUGCCCCCAGGCCCCCGGUCACCUCUGUCCAGGAGACGUACGGCAGGCAGCCUGGCCGCCCCGAGGCCCCGGUGGACUCCAUGCUGAAGGACAUGGCCACCAUCAUCUUCAGCACCUUCCUCUUGGCUGGCUGGGUGGCCUUUGUCAUCACCUACCCUAAGAGCUUCCAGAGGCAGCAGCAGCUGCAGCACCAGCAGUUCCAGAAGCAGCUGGAGGAGAAGAUCGAGCUCCUGAAGAAGCAGCAGCCGCUGUUCCAGCCGCCGCCCGACCUGCCCCAGGACGCGGACUUCCUGGACGGGGCCCGGGCGCGAGGCGAGAGCUCCGGCAACAGCAGCCCCUGCGCCAGCCCCCGCGCCUCCAACCACUCCAACCUGUCCUCUGGCGAGAUGGGCGGCUCCGCCACCGAGCGCGAGGAGGGAGACGAAGAAUCGAAUGUCGUCCGGGUGGGGAACAUUACGUUUAAUCCCAGAGACGUGCUGGGCCACGGGGCAGAGGGAACAGUCGUCUACAAGGGCCGGUUCGAUGACCGCGCGGUGGCGGUGAAGAGGAUCCUGCCCGAGUGCUUCAGCUUCGCGGACAGGGAGGUGCAGCUGCUCCGGGAGUCCGACGAGCACCCCAACGUUAUCCGCUACUUCUGCACGGAGAGGGACCGGCAGUUCCAGUACAUCGCCCUCGAGCUGUGCGCUGCCACCCUGCAGGAGUAUGUGGAGCAGAAAGACUUCGACCGCCACAGCCUGGAGCCAGUGACACUGCUGCAGCAGACCAUGUCCGGCCUGGCCCACCUGCACUCUCUCAGCAUCGUGCACAGAGACCUGAAGCCGCACAACAUCCUGGUUUCCAUGCCCAACGCCCACGGGCGCGUCAAGGCCAUGAUCUCGGACUUCGGGCUGUGCAAGAAGCUGGCGGUGGGCAGGCACAGCUUCAGCCGCAGGUCGGGGGUGCCAGGCACAGAGGGAUGGAUCGCGCCUGAGCUGCUAAGCGAGGACAGCAAGGACAACCCGACGUGUGCCGUGGACAUCUUCUCCGCCGGCUGCGUGUUCUACUAUGUGGUGUCGGAAGGCAGCCACCCCUUUGGCAAGUCCCUGCAGCGGCAAGCCAACAUCUCCCUGGGCGCCUGCAGCCUGGACUGGCUGCAGCCGGACAAGCACGAAGACGCAGUUGCCUCUGACCUGAUAGUCCAGAUGAUCAGCAUGGAGCCACAGAAGAGGCCAAUGGCCGAAAGUGUGUUGAAACACCCCUUCUUCUGGAACCUGGAGAAACAGCUGCAAUUUUUCCAGGACGUCAGCGACCGGAUUGAAAAGGAGCCGCUGGAUGGGCCGAUAGUGAGGCAGCUGGAGAGGGGAGGCAGGAGCGUGGUGAGGGGCGACUGGAGGGAGCACAUCACUGUCCCGCUGCAGACAGAUCUCCGAAAAUUCCGCUCGUACAAAGGGGGAUCGGUGAGGGAUCUCCUCCGUGCCAUGAGGAAUAAGCAGAAGCACCACUACAGGGAGCUGCCUGCGGACGUCCAGGAGACCCUGGGCUCCAUCCCGGAGGCCUUCGUGUCGUACUUCACCUCCCGCUUCCCCCACCUGCUGCUGCACACCUACCUGGCCAUGCGGACCUGUGCGCACGAGCGCCCCUUUCUGCCCUACUACCCCCCCCCGGGCCCGGCGGCACCGGCGCCACCCUGUGACCGCUGAGGGGCGGGGAGGGUUCGCCUGACCCCUCGCGAUACAUUCCAGGGCUGGCUCUCCCCCGGCGCGGCCCGCACACCAGACUCAUGUCCCCCCCCCCGCCAUCACCCAAGUGCCUUCAGCUCAUGAGCAGCGCCGCUCUGGACUGGUCUGGACAGACCCGCCUGCUGGUUCUGGCUCUGCAGCAAGACUGGACCGGGCCUGCGGAGGUCUCGGGGAGAACACGGCAAAGCAAAACGGAAGAACUGGAGGCCGGAGAUUGCUUUUUUUUUAUCAUAUAAAGUACUGCACAGUCCAGAUGGCCUCUUUAUCGCCCCCAAUGGGGGAAGGGAAUCGCUUUGACCCAAAUGCCGGUUUUCUCCAUUUCCUACUGCGACCUGCCUCCUGCUACCUGCUGUCCCUGGACGAGAACCCAUCGCGAUCUGCAGUGUUUCUCGGGGGGUCUGCUGUGUCGGAUGUGGACAGUGCACCUUUGCACUAACGGAAAUGCUGAGAUGUUCAGAUCUGAGUCAUGUUCAAUGUUCACGUUUGCCAUCGGGUGUUCAUCUUGCCAUGAUUUCCGUGCCCAUCCUAUGUUUGCAUAGCAAUCUCAUUCGCUCCUUUCCAAGAAUAUUUUCACAGCUAUUUGGGCCUGUAACCCUUAAGCCUGCAGGGGUUUGUGUCGUAUGUCCAGUAUACAGCAGACAGACCCCGGAGUCUGACGGUCGGGAAGCCUGAUCUGCUUUCUCUGGCGUGGCCCCCCACCCAUAGCGCAGUCAUGUGCGUCUGCAUGGGGCCGUGCCGGGAGACCCUGGGGGACACCUUCGGGUGCUGUGGACCGCGUCGAAGGCUGGGCAGGGGGUGACGGAGGCGUGGCCCGAGACCGCGGUGGAAAUGAGCCGGUUUCUCCUUGGCGGCUUGCCUGGCAAGAGCGCCGCUUUCGUCCUGAUCGGAUCACGCCGGCACGCCAGGCUGGGGAGGAAAGCAGGGACUUUCCCCUGUCUCUUCCACGGAUUCAGUCCCACUCGUCCCCUGCUCCACUGCAGCCUCCGGGUCUCCGGUGGAGACCUCCCCCCGUCCGCCCGAGCCGCGGGGUCUCCAGGAUGCCCUCGCCCUCCCGUGCAGGGAGCAGAGCCGUGUGUGGACUCGAACUCGCGAGUACAGGAAUCGCCGGGCGCCUGUAGACGGGGAGAGAGAGAGAGGAGGGCUCUGGAACCCGGUGGGUUUUGUCAGACUGGAGACAGAUGCAAUGUUGCAGCAUUAAAAUUAAAAAGCGUCGCUACACAUAUACAGUAUGUAUGUAUUUUCAUUCCUGAUGCUAAAAUCCGUACCAAAUAUUCCACUUCAGCAGACUGGGCAGGAGGAAAGGGCACCAGCCUAAUGCAUCUCUCCAGUGGUUUUAUGCUAAUUUGUUUUCUAAAAAUUGUUUUUAAUCACUGCUUUUGAAAAAGAACAUGUAAGUUAUUUAUUUAAGGGGAAGCUAAAGAAUAUUUCAUUCCCGCGGUCUUCUGUGUUUGUUUUUUUUUUUUGGAGCUAAUUUAUACUCUUUUUUUUUCUUAUUGUCGGUCAUCUGCAGGCCUGAUGUUGAAAUUGAGAUGCCAAAUAAACAGUCAGUAUAUUCCAACGUG
Lepisosteus oculatus (spotted gar) is the source of this 5406-nucleotide messenger RNA. RefSeq names its product endoplasmic reticulum to nucleus signaling 1 (gene ern1). NCBI's taxonomy places the organism in Eukaryota, Metazoa, Chordata, Actinopteri, Semionotiformes, Lepisosteidae. The record is from RefSeq and is a predicted model, not a curated record. Gene Ontology annotation, cellular component: IRE1-TRAF2-ASK1 complex. Gene Ontology annotation, biological process: intrinsic apoptotic signaling pathway in response to endoplasmic reticulum stress; mRNA processing; IRE1-mediated unfolded protein response. Gene Ontology annotation, molecular function: RNA endonuclease activity; protein serine/threonine kinase activity; ATP binding.